UCUGGAGCAUUUCAGGCGCUUGGUGGGGAAGCCGGGGAAACCUGAGUGUCGGCUGCUUGGAUCAUCCAAGUGUCUGAACAUGGCAGAAGGGGACACCUUGGUCUCAGUGGAUUAUGAAAUUUUUGGAAAGGUUCAAGGGGUGUUUUUCCACAAGUACACUCAGGCUGAGGGAAAAAAGGUAGGUUUGGUAGGCUGGGUCCAGAACACCGAUCGGGGCACCAUGCAAGGACAGCUGCAAGGCCCCAUCUCCAAGGUGCGGAGCAUGCAGGAAUGGCUGGAGAAGAGAGGAAGUCCCAAAUCCCACAUCGACAGCGCGAACUUCAACAAUGAGAAAGUCAUCUCAAAGCUGGAUUAUUCAGAUUUCCAAAUUGUAAAAUAAUGACCUGAAUUUUAAUGUUUUCAAAAUUAUCUUCCUCCUUUU
Myodes glareolus (Bank vole) is the source of this 421-nucleotide messenger RNA. NCBI's taxonomy places the organism in Eukaryota, Metazoa, Chordata, Mammalia, Rodentia, Cricetidae. The record is from RefSeq and is a predicted model, not a curated record.